Messenger RNA from Drosophila melanogaster (fruit fly), 1930 nucleotides. RefSeq lists its product as uncharacterized. Bases 389 to 847 code for a protein of 152 amino acids. Lineage: Eukaryota; Metazoa; Arthropoda; Insecta; Diptera; Drosophilidae. The record is from RefSeq and is marked reviewed. The transcript has 2 exons.
AUCUCUAAUAGUUCGUAAAGUAAAUAUAUAAAAUAGCAAAUAGGUAAAUGUGAAAAUUUGUGAUCUAUUUAACAUCUAAAAUUUGAAGUCAAAUUUUUAGGGACAUAGAAACAGAGUCAAGCGACAUUAUAUUAAUUAAUGUAGUCGUUAUUUAAAAGAAAUUAAAUGAAGUAGAUAUAUUUAGAUUUUAAGUACACUCUUAAGAACCACCCUAACAUAUGUUACUAACCAUUCACAGUUUGUUAUAAACAAAAAGAACCCAUCUCUAUUGACGUGAGCUUUUAUUGGUGCUUAUUUCAUAAGUAAGCAAAUAAAAAGCGCUCCCAUAACGAAAUCAUACUUUAGUGUACAACACCAACGCCAAUCGGUAGUAGGAAUAUAAACAAUUAUGAAUAACAACUCGAAUGUUUUGACUAUUGGCACUGAGAGCACUGGAGAUUUCGAAAGCACAAAAACACGCAAUGAGUAUUCUGUGUCUGAUUUUGAGAAGCACUUACAGAAAAUUUUACUGAAUGGCGGCAAGCCUUUGACAAAUGUUUGUGAUGAAGGAUCCGUCGAAAGAUUUGCGGCGAAAGAAAUCAAGAAGAACGGAUACUACUACGAGUUCGGUCCGGCUGAUAAGAUAAAUGGCUGGAUGAUAAGCGGACCCACUUUUGACUCCAAGGGUAUUCUGGGACGAUUAAAGAAUGUGAUUGGCAAGGAGCACUGGAUAUCCAAAAACGUUGCUAAGUAUCCGAAGGAUUCGAGGAACUUCAUAAUCAAAACUGUUUCCAACGCUUUGGAUCAAGAAAGAUCAGAUAUUUACUCAUAUUUGUGUUAUCUAAAUGAAAACACUAAGAGGAGGUGAAGAGGAGGUGGUUUGUUUGCCAUUCACCGUUGUUCCCAUUGUUUAUAAACAAAAUCAACCCAUCACUAAUUUAGAGCUUUGAGGAAACUUGUACCCGAAAUGAUUUCAUUAGUAAAUAAAUAAAACAACACAAACGGGCAUUAUUAAUACUAAAGCAGAUUCAAAAAUGACGUCAACAACAAACGUUUUAAGUAUUGGAAAUGAAACCGAGGAACUAUAUUACAAGGUACAGAAAACAAGCAACCCUAAGGCAUAUUUUGAGUUCGAGUUUGAGAACCACAUGCGAAAAUUACUGCUCAAUGGCGAAAAACCCAAGGAUCUGGAUGAAAAGUCCAUCGGAAGAUUUGCAGCCACUGAGAUAACGAGAAAUGGCAAGCAGUACUAUGAGUUCGUUCCUGACGGAUACAAAAUUGGAGUCAUCAUCAGUGGAUGCUCAUUUCUGCCCAAAGACAUGGUCUUCCGCGUGAAAAAGAAGAUUGCCAAAGAACACUGGGUUAACGAAAAUGUAAUUCAAUAUAAAAAGAAUUCAAUGCGCCACAUACAGGGUAUCGUAUCCGAAUGCUUGCAGGAAGAGUGCAAUGAUAUCUACCAAUAUCUAUGUUAUCUGAGACAAAAUGAUCCCAACAAGUAAAAUAAACAUGUAAUAUAUAACUUAUAGAUUUAAAGUUUCAUAUAACAUAUUGUAAUUAGCUUUAAGUGAGGUCGAAUAACUAUCUGCCAUUUGAAGAAAAUAACUGACUCAAUUUCACCAUAAUUUCAAAAUAUUUGUUAUUUUUUACCAGAUACAUAUAAAAAAUAAAGGUGACUAAUGCUAAGCUUGUCAUAUUUCAACAAUCCAACUAUCAAUUCAUUUGAGUUUCAGUAACCGCAUAGAUUUUGAGAAAGAAAGUUCGAAUUUUUUGUAAAAUACUAAUAGAGUGUACUAAUACUAAUAGAAAAGGAAGUUCAAGAAAAAAGUUCGAGUACUUCUAAAACUUGUCAAACACGUGUGCCUAAUAUUUCCGGAAAAGUGGAGUCAAGCCAAAGCGUUUCCUGUCUUGAAAAUAAAAUUCUAUCGGUUUCUGAUCUACCAGUAAAAAGCCC